CUUUUCAGUUAAAGAAGAGGUUUUAGCGCCGGGGUGGAUUGGGCAACCGUGUGUAUUCAUCUUGUCCUCCUGCGUAACAGGAGCAGUACUUAAUACCUCGGGUUUUUAUGCCACGGUGUGGAAAUUUUAAUUUAAAAAAGAUUUAGAAUGGAAGAAUGGACAAAGAUGCACAGAAGAUGGUUAAGAUUUAGAAUAAUAUGUGAGGUUCAUAAUAGCAUGCUGAGAAUGUAAAGUACUUACCAAAGAUGCUGCCUUUCUUACUGAGCUGUGCAACAAGAGCAUACUUCUGCAUUAAGUUGCUGUAUUCAUGAAAUAAAAACUUUGGUGUGUCCUGAAGAAUUAAAUAUUUGGCAGCGCUGACAUGGUAUUUGGAAGGAAAAUGACUCGUUCUCAAGUUGAAAAUCGCUGGUUCCUGGUUUUCUUGAUAAUCUUUCAAGCAAUAUUUAUCUUAAUAUUGUACCGAGGCAGCACUUCAGUUGUGCCUCAGGAUCAUUUAGAUAUACCUAGGCCACUGGACUAUUCAAAAACAGAGGAUGUCUAUACGAAUCUCAGUUUGUACAUUCGUGGCACAGAUAACACCUCUAUGCAAGACUGCACAUCACAGACAUUGAUAAAUGUUGGACCCUUAACCAUCACCUUUGACAUGUUACCCAGUGAAAAAAACAUAAUUGACAAAAAUCCAUAUGUCCAGCUAGGUGGCUGCUAUCGCCCUCAACACUGUGUGGCUCGCUAUGGUACAGCUGUCAUCGUACCAUACAGGAAUCGUGAGAAACAGUUACGCCACUUUCUCUAUUAUCUUCACCCCUUCCUCCAACGUCAGCAGCUGCACUACUGUAUCUACUUGAUUCAUCAGGCUGGCAAUGGUCCAUUUAACCGAGCAAAACUCCUUAAUAUUGGAGUACGUGAGGCUCUGAAAGAUGAAGACUGGGAUUGCUUGCUUCUACACAAUGUGAAUCUCAUUCCAGAGAAUGACUAUAAUUUCUACAUCUGUGAUGGAAAAUACCCCAAACUCAUGGCCUCUGCCAUUGACAAGUUUCUUUACAGUGUGCCCUAUAGGUCUUUUUUUGGUGGUGUAACUGCUUUUAGCCCAGAACAUUACUUGAAGAUAAAUGGGUUUCCAAACACCUACUGGGCCCGUAAUGGUGAAGAUGAUGACAUUGCAGAAAGAAUUCAAAUCGCAGGAAUGAAAAUACAGAGGACCCCUUUUAGUCUUGGACGAUAUAAAUCAGCAGAUGGUAAACAAGUUUCUGGCCCUAGGAAGGAUAUAAAGCCUGCUGAAGUGCACACUAGAAAAACGUGGAAAGAUGAUGGAAUGAAUUCUCUUGACUUCAAACUCUUGGCAAAGGAGAAACAUACUCUGUAUAUGAACAUUACUGUGGAUGUUGGGGCUCCACCAGUGCAGUCUUCUCAGGAUAAAAGAGAAGGGAACAAAACUUGAGUGUUGACAGUAUUUGAAUCGUUUGACAUACUAGUAUCAUUUGAUGACAAAAUAUUGCUAGGGUGGUGGCAAAACAUAGGUGAGCAUCUACUUGAAGAUGUAAUUUUUCUUAUGUGAGCUAUUUAAGCCAUAAAAGAAAACUAUCAAAAAUGAAAACCUUAGUGCUAGGCUGCUUUAAAAAAAAAAAGGCCGUACUUAGUGGUUACAGUCCUCCAGCAAGCACUGGGCUAGCUGGGGGCUGCAGGAAGUGACACUUUGUCACAGAGAAGGAGCAUAAUAUCAAGUGACCACUGUACUCAUGGAAACUAGUAUAUAUAUUAGAGGUGUGAUGAGUUUUUGGACUGCACACCUCUAAUAUAUGUGUAUCUAUCCUGCUGACCGGUAGCUGAAAUCGUGUUUUGCAGUUUCUUUGUUGUCCCAGUGAAUUCCUGGAAAGGAUAUCCAAGCUAUGUCAACCAGACCCAGGCCUGACACAAUUUUCUAUCAUUGGCUUUGACAAGCUAGUAGAGCUUGGUAAGUUUCAGUAGUUUUGGCACAGAGCUUCUCUCCUGCCAUGAUCCACUUGGAUUGUGUUGUAAGUGUUAUAAAGUGCAAUGUCUACUGAAUCCUGCACUCUCUCCACACUGGCAGUUCUUUACAAACAAGUCUUGGUCCCAGCAGAUGUUUUACCAAAAUGGCCAACCAUCAGCACCAGUGGUGUUGGUGAAAACAUCAGAAUCCAGAUUGAGGAAAGCUAUGUCAUGAUAUUUCUUGUUAAACUGAUGUAUUUUGCCACUGCUGUACUCUCUAAGCGGAUUUUGAUAUUUGACCUGUUUCAGGCAUCUCACUAUAGAGUAUUUUUCAUUGGAAAUCCAGUUAUCCUGAGUGGUAUUAAGGCUUUAAUAUUACAGUGUUAAGUGUUACAUGUUUCAAAGUACAGGUAUUGCUUUUGUAAAAGUAUAUUUUCCAUGAACGUAACUAAACUCUUUUGCCUUGUGUAACAGUUCAGAUGAAUGGUUAUCUUUUUAAAAGAAACUUCUCUUUCUAUAACAGUGGGUAAUACUUGUGGAACUUAUUUUCUAUGAAGCUUUAAUUGGUGAUGAUGUUUUUGAUAUACAAAUAUAUACAACACAGCCAAACCAGAUAUAACAGGGUAGCCGUAUUUUUAUGCAUCUACCUUAUUGUAAAGGUAGCUGGUAACAAAUUUAAUUCUAUAUCUGUAUCCCACUCAGAGAACGUGAACUCUUCCCUUCAUGGAUGGAAAGCUGGAAUCCAACCAUUAAAUCCUACUGUAUUGUGCACUGCUUGUUUUAAAUAUCAUUACUGUUUUGCUCACAUACGUAUAAACUUAUUUUUUGCAUCUUU
Molecule: messenger RNA, 2782 nt
Organism: Pogona vitticeps (central bearded dragon)
Lineage: Eukaryota; Metazoa; Chordata; Lepidosauria; Squamata; Agamidae
Source: RefSeq, a predicted model, not a curated record